Messenger RNA from Pongo pygmaeus (Bornean orangutan), 675 nucleotides. RefSeq lists its product as uncharacterized. Bases 1 to 675 code for a protein of 224 amino acids. The record is from RefSeq and is a predicted model, not a curated record. NCBI's taxonomy places the organism in Eukaryota, Metazoa, Chordata, Mammalia, Primates, Hominidae. The transcript has a single exon.
AUGUUAACUAAUGCACAAAUGAGGCCAAGAAGCUGGCUAGAAAUCCCAAGAAACUGUGCCAAGUAUAUGCAGCUGCACCUGGGAAUACACGAAAGCAUGACAUCACAAGCACAGCCUCCUCCACCACACCUUCCCUUUCUCCUCCUUCCCCACUGGCCUCUGACAGCUAUGCAUGGCUGCAUGAAGGAAGAUCUAAAUCUAGACUUGUUUUAUCCUCCCCUUCCCUUCUUCUCACCUUUAUUCUGCCUCCACCUUCUUUCUUUGCCUUCCCCCGCUGGCUUCUCUGUCAUUUCCCACAGUGGGUUCCCCCAACCCCUGUGGUCCUCAUGUCCUGUUCUUGUUCCCUUUGUGCUGGAUCCCACAUCCUAUAGCAUCCAGGACCAUCCUCCAUGGCUGAUGCCACAGCCUGCCAAUUCCCAAAUUCUUCACGUUUGUUUGACUUCCUACUUAGCUGUAAAACCAAAGCCCAGGGAGGAGUCCCAAGGUGCACAACACAGAGCCAAUCUGCGUGUGCACAGAGAUGCAGAUCCGUUUUUAAUCAAUGUAAGUAUAUGCGUAUAUGUAUAUACAUAUGCAAUUCACAUUCACAAGUCCUGGUAUAAAGUUGCAAUUUUUCUGGCUGCUAUAAAAUGUGCCAGUUUUAAAACUGUGCAUUUGUUGCUUGCAAACUUAUGA